ACCCCCUAGAUCCAUGCUCUUUCCGGUACGUACCUUCGUACUGAUGUACUCGUCUCUCCUAGCUGCCCUGAAACUACUUUGCCGCCGGCAUUCGAAGGGCCUGUUCUUGUGUCUGCUCCUGUCGUCAAUAGAUCUUAUAACUCCAAGAUGCGCUCCUCUCGAUCCUCUUGAUUUGAUCCCUGCCUUGACAACUCGAACAACAAACAACUUCAACUCGUCGCCAGACCCGUCUCUCUCUUCCUACAUUCAGUCUUCUGCCUCAGAGCAUGGCCCAUACUGCCGUUGCCAAUACUCGAUCCAGACCUGUCACCAUUACCGUUGUUGCACACCACGACGAGAAGUACGCUGCCGACAACAUGACACGAUCAGCUUCCGCAGAGCCUACGAAGCCCACCAAGCGCAAGGGCACCAGAAGCGUCUCAACCUUGACGCCCUCCCAGCUUGCGCGUAAGCGUGCCAAUGACAGAGAAGCACAGCGCGCCAUCAGAGCUAGAACGAAAGAGCACAUUGAGCGUCUUGAGCGCGAGCUUGAGGAGCUCAAGAGCGAGCGCGGCCGCGAUCAGAGCCAGACCGUCCAGGAGCUUUUGCGCAAGAACAAGGCACUUGAAGAGGAAUUGUUCAAGCUCAGAGAGAGCAUGGGCGUUCCCAACGGGCAGUCCUACCCAAACUCAGGUACGGCUGCUUCCAUUGCCUCGUCUUCUGCGUGGCUGCCUCUGGUUCGUGCUGACUCGGCUCCAGUGUACGACGACAAUCUGAGCUCUAUUAGCGGCGCAGUCCCCAGUCCUCGAUCCUCGCCAUUCCCUUCAAACGGUGACUACAACGUCAUGCAAGAACUCGGUCCCUCCUACGUGCCCAUGCCGGAUGCGUCAGAGUCAUGGGGCCCAGGCAUUCCCGUUUCCGUUCCUUCGACCGUUUCAAGCCCGUCAUCGUCCGCCAACACCGAUGAGUACGGCGCAGGCUACAUCCCCACGAGCGUCCCCGCGCCGAUGAUGGAUGCCCGAAGCAUACCGGCAAAGAUGAGUGAAUAUGACGAUGUCGACUCUGACGCUGGAUACCCUCACAGCCACCACUCAAUGCCUCAUCAGUCGCAGGUUCCCAUCUCUCAUCAUCAUCAGCCGUAUCUUCAUCACCAGCAGUCGUGGAAUUCGUAUCCAACUCCGGUGUACUACCAACAACCGUCAGCUCAUUGAUUCGCCAGCCUGGCACCACCCUCUGGGAGAUUCCGACCCUCAUCGUCCCGCCAACUUGUCGAAUCGACCAGUUGAUUGUCGGCUUCAUACAGGACUGUCGCCGACUGUCACAACUAAAGUCUCUCGACAACCUCCUCCGACCUGCUAGGGUCAAUGUGAAGAAUUUCCUCGAGUAUCAUCCGGCUUCGCCUACAACAGAACCUCCACGAUGCCAGCUAGCCGACCUUGAUCGAGCCGCUUCCACAACAGUCACGGGUCCCGGCGUCAAGCACCCCAUGGCUGAGCUCAUCACUGCUCUCGUCAACAAGGCAGGUGUCACCAACGUCAUUGAACGCUUAGCAGUCUUCGCCGUCAUCCAACGAGCCAUCGCCUGGCUGGUGCACCCAACGCGUGAGGCAUACCAGGCCAUUGUGCCUGAACUCACGCCGAAGCCGUGCCAGACCAGAAUUCCGCAUCCUCAGUGGGUUGAUCUCAUUCUUUGGGCACCUCUGCGCACUGCCAUUAUCGAACGCCAGGAGUUGUACGCGAACGAAGAAUUUCAAGGCGUAUACUCGUCUAGCUUGAGACUGAUCAAUUGGCCAUGCCGGCCAAUUGACGCCUUGGUGGUCGACCCGCAGUCUGGAGAGAUGUGGCUCAGCGACACGUUUACUGCCCACGCAAUGCGCCUCGAAAACUGGCGCCUCAACGAGAACUUUGUUCGCCGUUACCCCGAACUUCGUGGCUGUGUUGCAGUCGAAGGUUCCUGAGACGGAUACGAUACUUGGCGCCAAUUUCUUCACCUAUUUACUUGUCCAUACUUCGUAACUUGGGGCUAUUAGUCUCCAUUUUUCUUUCACGUCCUCCUUCCUCCUUUGUUAUGAGAAUGGAGUUUCAUUCUAGCUGGAAUGGGAUGGGACCUCUCAAGGGGGAAACACAUCAAACACACACACACGCACGCACACACUUUGCCUGAUUGGGUCUGUUGUAGUAGAUAAAAACAAAAACGGGUUGGCUUCGUUAUGGCAUUCGAAUGCGGGCCAGGAGAGCAUGGUGGCUGGGACUGCUUCUAUUCUUUUCACUCACGACCUUUUUUCCUUCUUCUUUUUUACCCGCGAUACCGGUGCAUCAGAAACAGGGUGGAGGACUUCUGCGACCAACCCCAAAUUACCACUGCUUUUUUGUUGUUGCUCAAACUGCCGAGAGACUUGGAGAAAGGAAGGCGCUUUACAGGAUUUUUGGAGGUUUUCUUAUUUCUUCGCCUUUUGUUUAUCAUCAUUUUUGGGUACCAAACCAUUGGGCGGUUUUAGACUUUCUUGGGGAAACGGGGGAUGAUACACACACAUUCUGGGAUGGGAUUAAAAGAAUGUGAUUAUGGACUUUUUGAUGUUUAACCAUAGUUAUGCGGGCUGGAGAGGAUAAACCCGAUCUAGACCUUGCCAGAAACAAACCACAAAAUUUGAUGAACCG
Messenger RNA from Colletotrichum scovillei, 2636 nucleotides. RefSeq lists its product as uncharacterized. Gene Ontology annotation, biological process: regulation of DNA-templated transcription. The transcript has 3 exons. Lineage: Eukaryota; Fungi; Ascomycota; Sordariomycetes; Glomerellales; Glomerellaceae. Gene Ontology annotation, molecular function: DNA-binding transcription factor activity. Bases 267 to 1190 code for a protein of 307 amino acids. The record is from RefSeq and is a predicted model, not a curated record.